Musca vetustissima is the source of this 1581-nucleotide messenger RNA. RefSeq lists its product as uncharacterized. Gene Ontology annotation, cellular component: basement membrane; extracellular region. The transcript is spliced from 6 exons. Bases 1 to 1581 code for a protein of 526 amino acids. Gene Ontology annotation, molecular function: chitin binding. The record is from RefSeq and is a predicted model, not a curated record. Lineage: Eukaryota; Metazoa; Arthropoda; Insecta; Diptera; Muscidae.
AUGACCAAUGGAUAUCACUUCAAUCGCUUGGUUUCCGUAUGCCAAAAGCGGGAAUAUGCCGCCUGUGAUCCUCUAUUGUUACGAUCGUCUCUAUUUAACGAAAGCGAUUGUGCAUACUGCAGUUCAGUUUGUGGAUGUUCUUGUCCUGGUACACCUGAAACAACAACCCCUGGAACACCCGCAACGCCUACUGGGGAAACACCAGGAACCCCACCAUGUCCGCCAGUAACGCCAACGCCUGAAACUAGCGCAACUCCAACUGCUAACACUCCAGGUACACCAACGGCUAAUACACCGGGAACUCCCGGAACACCAACCGCCAACACCCCCGGGACUCCAACUGCAGAUACACCUGUAACUCCAGGAACACCUACAGCCGAAACUCCCGGUACGCCCGGAACACCAACACCCAGCAAACCGGACACACCGACAGCAGAAACACCAGCAACCCCCGGUACACCUGCAACUCGUCCACCAUGCGCACCCGAAACACCAACACCUGGAACUCCCGGAACACCUACUGCAGGUACACCUGGAACUCCCGGUACACCAACAGGGGGUACACCUGGCACUCCUGGCACACCAACAGGUGGUACACCUGGUACUCCAGGUACACCAACAGCUGAAACACCAGGAACUCCCGGUACCCCAGGAACACCAACCGGUGGUACACCAGGCACUCCAGGAACACCCGGAACACCAACCGCCGGUACACCAGGUACUCCCGGCACACCAACAGGUGGUACUCCAGGAACACCCGGUACACCAACCGCUGGCACACCUGGCACACCUGGUACUCCAGGAACACCCGGCACCCCUGGUACACCAACCGAUAAUACACCCGGUACACCUGGAACUCCCGGCACACCAACAGCUGAUACUCCGGGCACGCCUGGAACUCCAGGUACACCAACAGCCGGUACACCCGGCACUCCAGGAACACCCGGCACCCCUGGAACACCAACCGAUAAUACCCCCGGUACACCUGGAACUCCUGAAACACCAACCCCCGGAACGCCAACACCAGGAACACCUGGUACACCAGGUACUCCUCGAACCCCGAACGAUUGCCCAAAUAAUUCUACCAUUUGUCAGGAUAAACCAGAAAACGAUAAUGGCUACAUAAACGGUACUUGCUCGCAAUAUUAUGUCUGUGUAUCCCAGUGUGCAUACAUAUUUACAUGUCCCAAUAAUUUGCUAUACAACACCAAUACCAAACAAUGUGAUUAUCCCGAAAAUGUAAAAUGUCCAUGGGAGCAUGUACCACCAACAGGACCAUCGGCAGGUCCAUCAGGUCAUGCUUGUGAAAGUUCUGGAAAGUGUUUACACCAGCGUGACGGCACAGUAUUUGCAGAUGAUUCGUCUUCAAGCAAUUACAUAAUAUGUCAGUGUGAAUGUGAAAUUGUAAGGCCAUGUUCCAGUGGUUUGCGAGAGCGACAUGCUGCCACAUCGUCAGUUGAUGUUGCUGCUGUUACUGCCCUGGCUGGUGAUGUUGAUGAUGACGAUCAUCGUCGUCAUCAUCAUCGUAAUGAUGAUGGUGGCAGUGGCGACAGUGUAGCUAUUCUGGUGCAAAGUAAUUGA